Malassezia vespertilionis is the source of this 1383-nucleotide messenger RNA. RefSeq lists its product as uncharacterized. The transcript has a single exon. Gene Ontology annotation, molecular function: oxidoreductase activity. The record is from RefSeq and is a predicted model, not a curated record. Gene Ontology annotation, biological process: lipid metabolic process. Bases 1 to 1383 code for a protein of 460 amino acids. Lineage: Eukaryota; Fungi; Basidiomycota; Malasseziomycetes; Malasseziales; Malasseziaceae.
AUGUCUACCAGCGUGCGGACCGAUGCAUCGAAACUUAUGCAGCGUGUCCCGACCGUUGUGAGCUCCGCAGAGAAGGCUGGACCUACUUUGUAUGCGCCUCGUAAAGCUAAAACGUACAACCCCGAUGAUUUGCAAAAGUACAAGGUGCCUGAUUUGAGUGUCCAGGACUUGCUGUCAUCGAUCCCUUCGCACUGCUUCCAACGUUCCGCGUUUCAUUCUUUCUUGUACCUGUUCGUGGACUUUAUCCAGCUGGGCAUCUUGGUGUACGGUGCUACAUGGAUUAACACGAUGGCUGAAAGCGUGCCUUGGGGCAUGCCUGGGCUCUCGCUUGGCGCGACGCAGAGCGUGGCCAAGUUUGCCCUCUGGUCCGUCUACUGCAUCCUUCAAGGCUUUGUCUUUACCGGAAUUUGGGUUAUUGCACACGAGUGUGGCCACCAGGCGUUCAGCUCGAGCAAGACGUUAAACAACGCCGUGGGCUGGGUGCUGCAUUCCGCCCUGCUGGUCCCUUAUCACUCCUGGCGUAUCUCGCAUGGCCGCCACCAUGCCGGUACGGGUCAUCUUUUUCGCGACGAGGUGUUUGUUCCCCGCACGCGUGACGACCGCAGCAUGCUGCCUCUCCGCCCUGCCGAUGAUGAGAACGCAAAGGCGAACGAGAGUUGGGGCUCGUGGUUGGGUGAGCUGCUUGAAGACGCGCCUUUGUUUAACUUCUUUGAGCUGCUUCUCCAACAGACUUUCGGCUGGAUCCUGUACUUGACACUCAACGUGUCCGGCCAGUUGUCGUUCCCGAACUGGACAAACCAUUUCUCGCCGGACUCGGUUAUUUUUAACAAGCGCCACCGCAACCAGAUUCUCAUGUCGGACGUAGGCAUCGCAUUGGCGCUUGGAUCACUCUUUGCGUGGGGUAGCCUUUCUCCUGGUGGCUGGCGUGAGGUGGUGUUGUACUAUGGCAUUCCUUACAUGCUGACAAACCACUGGCUGGUCAUGAUUACCUACCUGCAGCACACUGAUCCCCUCAUCCCACACUACAGCCCCGAUGCCUGGACAUUCCCCCGCGGUGCUCUGUGCACUGUCGACCGCGAAUGGCUUGGCUUCGUUGGCCCCUGGUUCCUCCAUGGGAUUAGCGAGACGCACGUGCUUCACCACGUCAGCAGCAAAAUUCCCCAUUACCAUGCGUGGGAAGCUACUGAGGCGCUCAAGAAGCGCAUUGGCAUGCACUACAUGAAGUCGACGGAGAACGUGUUCGUCUCUUUGUGGAAGACGAUUCGUGGCUGUCGCUACAUUGAGCUGGAAGAUGUUGCGUUUUACCGCAACGCGGACGGCAUCCCCAAGAGUGUAGCUCUUUUGCCGCAAAAGGUUGAUUCUGGGCUGUCCUACUCGGAAUGA